Molecule: messenger RNA, 2076 nt
Organism: Camellia sinensis
Lineage: Eukaryota; Viridiplantae; Streptophyta; Magnoliopsida; Ericales; Theaceae
Gene: MMD1
Product: RING/FYVE/PHD zinc finger superfamily protein
Source: RefSeq, a predicted model, not a curated record
AUGUCGAUCAGAGUCUUUGAGUCCUGCAAGAAGAGGAGACGAACCCCAAAACUCUAUGGACUCCACACAUUCGCCAAUCCCGGUUGCCCAAUCUCACCCUCCGGUCCCUUUCGCGACAAUGUCAGAGGGUUUCUUCGAGAAUGCGCAGAGCCCGAAGGCUACAAUGUGGAAGGUAUGCCUGUCUGGUGCACAUUCCUUGUUCAGGAAAACAGGGGAUUUCUAGUUCCUUUGUACACCAUUGAAGAGAGUGUCAAGCAUUCUCUGAGUCCCUUCUGCGAUCACUGCCGCAGCAAUGGUUGGAGUCAUCAUUUUGUGUCGAAACGAAAGUAUCAUUUGAUAAUUCCAGUGGAUGAUGAGUGGAAUAAGCCCUUGGAUGAUGGUGUUUUUGACCAGCAAACCCAUCUCUUGCAUGGGUUGAUUCACUGUAAUGGGUUUGGUCAUCUGCUCUGCAUCAAUGGCAUCGAAGCAGGGUCUAAGUACCUCUGUGGUAGAGAAAUCAUGGAUCUCUGGGAUCGUAUUUGUACAAAUCUUCGUGCCCGGAAAAUAACAGUGGUGGAUGUGUCAAAGAAGCGGUUGAUGGAUCUUCGGUUGCUUCACGGGGUAGCUUAUGGACACCCUUGGUUCGGUCGAUGGGGUUAUAGGUUCUGCCAUGGAAGCUUUGGAGUUACAGAGCACAGGUACGAAAGGGCAGUUGAAAUUCUCAGCUCAAUGGAACUCGAUAAGACCAUCCAAGAUUUCAACACAACGAACAGAUACAGAGAUCUCAAGCACAUCAUUCGUUAUUACAGAGAUUUGAGUGAAACCCGAUUGAUCACAAUCAGAGAUCUUCUAAGAUUCAUGCUUACUCUCAAGUCCCGAGUUCCAUUUCAGAGAAAUUCAGCCAUUACUGCUGCACCAUUAAUGUCUUCUUCGAAACCUUUAACCAGAACAAGUCAUCAAAACAAGGUUGUGGUGAAGGAAAGGCCUAUGAAGUACAGAAAAUUUUCUACUGUAGCUGCCAAUUUAGACAGCCGAUGGCCUGUGAGAAGAUUGGAAUAUGCAGCAAAUGUGGUUGUCGAUGCAUUGAAAGAAAAGAGAGCAACAAACAAGUCUGGCAAUGCUGGGAUGACCAGGCAAGAAGCACGCGAUGCAGCUCGCCUGCACAUUGGGGACACGGGUUUGAUUGAUUACGUACUGAAAUCGAUGAACAAUGUCAUCGUAGGAGGCCUGGCUGUUCGUCGUGCUGUGAACCCAUCAACUCGGGUGAUAGAGUAUACAAUCCAGGAGCCUGAGAGUGGUGCUCACGGAAAUUAUCAAGAACCAGAACCAGAAAUAGAAAUAGUCCCCAAGCCACUCUCUACAACAGCUAUAGUGCCCGGGGUUGAUGUUUACAGUGAUGUGGCUUACCUGUAUAACAAUGUACUAUUGGGCUUUCCAGGUUCGGUAGUGAUUGGAUUGGCUGUUCAGACAAUUCUGGACAGCAAGCAGUUUGUGAAAGAGUGGCCAUUCAAGGACGAAGAGGACGAAUUACUGAGAUUCGUUUGUCAGGUAAUUCCAAGUUUGAGUGAUUUGGAGUCUGACCCGACAAAGGAAAUCCCUCCUGGCGAAUACAUUGUACUUCCACUGUAUGCUACAAUUGGAGACCUGAAAGCAGAAGUGCAAAGUGCAAUGAGGGACACUUACUGUGGUACUGAACAAUUAGUGGUAACAGAAAUUGAAGGAAUGGAGGGAAUAGAGGAUGUGGAGGUUCUGUUUGGUGCGGUUGAGUCGGGUUCUCAACUUUGGAUAAGAGGGAUUGGGAUGGAUUUGGAUAUGGAGCUGAGGUAUGAAGGAGGGGAUGACAAGUGGACUGUGAAAUGCAAGUGUGGGGCCCAGGAUGAUGACGGGGAGAGGAUGGUGGCGUGUGACAUAUGCGAAAUAUGGCAGCACACGCGGUGCAGCGGCAUUGAGGAUGCUGAGGCUGUGCCACCACUGUUUGUGUGUGCUGGUUGCUGUGCUUCUCUAAUGCCAUCCAGAGCCCAGCCUGCUUGCUUUGAGUUUGAGGAUUUUGGGGCUUCAACUCCAGUGGCUGAGCUUGGGAUGGAGACCCUGUACUGA